Molecule: messenger RNA, 8531 nt
Organism: Anopheles darlingi
Lineage: Eukaryota; Metazoa; Arthropoda; Insecta; Diptera; Culicidae
Exons: 2
Coding region: 1-5595 (1864 amino acids)
Molecular function (GO): protein binding
Source: RefSeq, a predicted model, not a curated record
AUGCUGUUCGAGGCGGUCCAGUGUGGCGACCUGGAGCGGGUCCGCUACCUGUUGGACGAUGGGGCGGACAUUAAUGCGCGCGAUGACAAGUUCUUCAACACGGCGCUGCACCGGGCCGUCUUUGCGCGCCAGCACCGGCCCGAGCUGAUCGAGCUGCUGGUGGCCCGCGGUGCCGACUGCAACGCGCUCAACAAGAAACGGCUGACCGCGUCCGAGCUGGCGCUCGAGAACCAUCUCGAGGAGGUGGCCAAACAGCUGAUCCGUUGCGAAACCGAACACCUGGAUGACCAUCUGGCCUACUAUCUGCUGAUACGGCGCGGCAAUCUGCAGCUGUUCGAGUAUCUGAUCUCGCUCAAGCGGCUCCGGUACGAGGACGAGAUCCUGAUCAUCGCCAAGGCGUACGGUGAGCUGCGGCUGAAGAACGUGCCGCUCAAGGAACCGAUGGAGUCGUAUCUGAACGAGAUCCUCAUCAACCACGACUACUGGCUGCGAAACGAGGCUGGCGGUGGUACUGUUGCUGAUGGUCGCCGUCGUCCGGCCACCGUCCGCCGGAGGCAGUUGCGUACCGAGAACGUACGCCGGCUGCAGGCGAUCGUCGAGUGUGUGCGGGAGCUGUGCGGCGCGUACGACACCCACAAUCUGAUGGACGUCGAUAGUAUGUUCCUGCUGCGGUUGUCCCACAUCCUGGAGAAUCUACUCUUCGUGCGCAACCACUACAAGCAGCUACCGCUGCACCACGUGGAGUUCUGUAUUGGCAUAUUUCUUCACAUCUGGAAGAAUGCACCACGGUACGACAUCUACAAAAUGCUGGUGGACAAACGGAAGCUGAUGCUAUACCUCGGUGCCGUGUCGAACGAGCUGCAGAAAAUCAUUGCAAUGCCGGGCAACGUGAAUUGCUGUGUAGAACACCCUAGCCCUAGUCCAGUGCCUCCCUCGAUCGUUGAGCCAAUCAUCGACACAUCGAGGACAGCCGAGGCAAGUUGCAAACCCCACCCAAAGUUCCAGUGGACAGCGGAACGCAAUAAGGAACUGAUGUUCUGUCAUUACGUCGUAAGCGGUAGCAGCACUAGCACCGAGAACUACCGUGCUCGAUUACACGAACUUUGGACCGAGCGUCAACGUGCGGACCACGAAGACACUGAUUGUAGGAGAGAUGCGGCCAUCGAGCUUUCCGAACAGAACCUCCUUACGCAGCAGCGCAAAAUUGAACGUGAACGACUGCUACCCGAGGACGUCCGGCGAAAGGUGGAAGCGGAAGCGAUCAGCUACCGAUACUACUUGCGUGUCGAGCACCCAAAGAUAUCGGACAAGAACCGGAAAUUGUUUCGCAAGAUGGCAAAGAGCUACAGACGAAUGCGUGAACUGCACGUGAUCAAUCGAGCGCUCGGCUACAUCGAUUCGGUGAUCGAUCUCGAUUGGAGCACCGAUCGGGAGAUCAAAAUGAUCGCCGUGAAGCGGGUAGUGCAAGUGAUUUGCGAAACGUUACGAAACACGCAAGAUACACCGAUCAUAGCGAAGCAUCUCGAAAGCUUCGUCAAUGUGCUGACACCGCAACGGAUACUGGCGAAUGCAAGGAUCCGAGACUAUUUGUCCCACUAUCGGCGCGGCGGUGACCUUUCGGUGCUGCUUGCUGCUGCAGGUGGUAUCGAGUCACAAUCCCACACGCACGAGGUACUUCACCUGAGUGAAGAUCUACUCGACUACGAAGAACUCCAUCGGAACUUGAGUCUCAUGCGUAAUCUGUUCCGCUACGUGCAGAACCUGCAGCACGUGCUGGCGAUCAAAACGCUCAUCAACCGGUUGUACGAUUGCAAAAGCCUGGAGGAGAUCAAGUCCUACUACGCGUACCUCUUCCGGCACGAUUCGAUCGACUGCCAGCGUAGCCUGGACGUAGCGCCGUUUGCGUUGCUCGAGAUAAACGCGCUACUCGAAGCGAUCGGCGAGGAGUACCGGUGUAGUGGGCAUCCGGUGAGUGAACGUAUCGAACGGAUGCGCACGAAGGUGCUGAAGGAGAUCGACAGCUACAAGGUACUACAUCGGCAGUUCAGCAACACGCUCCUGAUGGUGGACUGUUUGAUCUCAAAAAUCAAAUCCAACCAUAGCUACGAUAAAAUCCGACACACCUUCCGAUCUCACCUGAGAGUGUUGCAGCACAAUGGGACCAUCGAUCGGCACCUGCUGGUUCAGCUAAGGACGGCCGUGCUAGCUUACUUCUACGACGAACUUCCAGAACUGCGGCGCCAAGGGAAGCUGGAGCAGCGGUUAGCUCUUUUGGUCGCGCGACUCCUCUACGUCAUCGAUCGCAAGCUAGCUCUCUGUCCGCCGACAAACAGGCCACGGUUAGAGAUACACCUUAGCAGCAGUGGGAAUGCGUUACUGAAACGCCUUGAGGAAACCACUGGCCAACAACUAACGUUCCUAGGUAGCGAUCCAUUGUUUUGCAAGAUACGCAGUAAUCCCGAUAAGCGGUACGAGUUACUUCGUCAGUUGCUAAGGCGCUACCGAAUACUACAUCCGCCUAACCUGCUGGCCGAACUGCGGCGUGAGGAGGAGCGCGAAACGGAGGAGAAGGUCGCCCAGCUACAGAAGCUCUUUCUGGAUCAGAACAUGAACAUGAAAACGUUCGACCGAACGGACGAGAUCGCCUUCGAGAUGCUGAUGCUCGAGGCCACGACGGCGCUGUCGGAUCGGUUGGCCGACAAUCGGGAGAGCCUCUGCAACUAUGUCCCCGUUCUGACGGGACGCAAUCUGCGUAACUACCUCGCACACGGACACGUCACGUAUGAAGUGCUAAUACCGAACAUGGGCUUCAAAACGAUCAUGCUGAACGCACUGAGUGUAAUCAAGCUGUCGAAAAACAUCAUCUCCGAGAUCUACGAUCGGCACAGUUGGAGCUUCGGCGAGCGUGUGGAGCUGCUCAAGCACCAGCACGGUGUACUGGACGGUCUUCGCUACCAGAGCUGCAGUGAAAUACGGGAGACGAUCCGCAAAGAAGCCUAUCUACUUGGCAGCAAUCACCUGAGCCACGGUAUAGUGGACCAUCUGAUACAGAGCCAGAGCUGCAUGUUGCUGGGGCAUUUGCUCGACUUUGGAAAGGUGGACGAAUUCCUCAAGCCCCUAUCCCAUCUGAUGGAGCGUGUCAGUGCCAUUGCGUGUGCCCGGCCCCUUCACGACAUACUGGCUGAUGUACGGGCUCGGACCGAAUUCUGCUACAACCUGGCGGUGUUAAGCAACGACGAAGACAUCCUCUCGAAGAUCGUGGCGGACUUUGGGUAUGACCAGAUCGACGCCAUACCGAUGGUGUUCAAUUUUGACCGACUGUUCGCCAGCUUUCUCGAGACGCAUCCGGACUACGACGUGAAUGCGGACAGCAAUAGCGAGAUCCUGCACUACGCCGUGCUGUCGGGCAAUGUGGAACUACUGAACCUGCUGCUGGAUCAGUGUAACGAUCUGAACCUACGUGACGUGUACGGAUUAACCCCGCUCGAUGUGGCCUGCAAGCUGGCGAACGUGGAGAUGAUAAAAGCCCUCACGAACGCUGGCGCCAAAUGGUACACCAACGGUGAGCACGGUUGCAGUCAGUACGCCUGGAUCUUUCUGAACAACGAUCAGGAAGCGAUCGUGUUUCUCAAAAACAAUGAUCUACUGAGCACCAAGAUAGCGAGCGCUUGCAUGGCGCUGUUCCUGCAGUACUGCGAUGAUGCGAACGAAGAAAUCGUCGAGUUCAUGCUGGGUAACAAUGCAUCGGAGUACGCUUACCUAUACGCCAAGGCAGCCACCUACCGUCGUCUGCACGUGCUACAGUUUAUGAUCGAGACGGAUCGCAAGCUGAAGAGCAAUAUCAACCGGAAAGAUGGUGGCAACCGAGGAUUAACUGCACUGCAAAUUGCUGCCCGCCAUGGGUACAGAGAGGUAGUCGAGCUACUGCUACGCCACGGGGCUAAUGUACACGCGAAGGAUGCCGGCGGUAGUAGCGUAUUGCACUAUGCCGUUGAGUCGAGAAGUACUGCGAUCGUCCGGUUACUCCUGCAACACGGUGCCCAAGUUGGGGUACGCAAUUCACACGGUAGAAGCCCACUAGAAGUAGCUAUCGAGUGUGAGCAUCGACGGAUCACCCGGAUGCUACUUCGCAGCGGGCAAUCACUGGAGAAGAUAAGCCUUCCGGAGGAACUACAGAACCAGCAAUUAGUGGAUGAUCUGCUCCGGGUGGUGAACCGAUUCGACGUUGGCCUGUCUGCCGUGGCCGACGGAUCUAUUGAUAGCUUUACACCUCUGCAUCAUGCCCGCGAUGAGCGGACGAUAGCACGGUUACAGCGGUGCUACGGUAUCGACGUAGCGAGUACGUGCUUCCGGACGACACCACUGCAUCUGGCGUGUCUGUGCAAUGAUCUAGCCCGGGUGAAGCUAUUGCUAAGGUACGGUGCUAACCCACGGUUAGCGAAUAGUGAAGGUGUGACACCGUUACUGCUGGCCGUGAGCAAUCGUAACGUGACCAUCGUCCGGACGUUGCUCAAACACAUCACACCGCUCCCGGUUGAUGCUGCCGAAGAGCUGGACAGUGCGUUAGAGAUCGCGAUCCGCAAGAGUGCGCUCGACAUAGCAAAUCUUCUGCUAGCGAACGGUGCCUCCAUCGACGUCAUCGGCAGAACACUUACGACGGCUUACAAAGCCUCCUCGCCCAACCAUCGCACCGUCGCGCCCACAACGGCACAACAGUGUCAGCCUCAACUCGUGUUUUGUGCGGCACGAGAAGGAUAUAACCGCAUCUUGGAAUAUCUGCUUGCCUCGGAUCUGUUCGCCGUGGAUAGUAAGGAUACGAUCGGUUCGACGCCACUCUUCCAUGCCCUAUCGAGUGCUCCGCUGGAAACGCUCGACAUCCUGCUACGGUACGGUGCGAACGUGGAGCACUGCAACAAGUUCGGACACAACGUACUAUCGAUCGCCACGAUGAACUGCCGGCUCGACCUGUUGCGCUACUUCGUCAACAACUUUCCCGCGAUCGUGCGCUUCCUGGUGACCGAGGAGUCGGGCACGAAGAACUCCGUCCUGCAUCUGGCCGUACUGCGCGGUUCUCUCGAAAUCGUACAGUACUGCGUGAAGCUACACCGUGAGCAUGGGUACGGGCUCGAUGCGCAGAACAAGGAAGGCUUCACACCGCUCCACAUCAGCGCCCAGACCGGGGAUGAGGUGAUCUUCCGGUAUCUGCUGAGCGCCGGCGCCGACCCUAGCCUUACGUCCUCGAACGGCCAAUCCAUCCUGCACACGGCCAUCUGCAAUCAGAACCUUACGAUCGUGAAAGCGCUACUGCGCGGAAUUACCGGUCUCGGUCUGCCCGUCGAACGGGAUCUGAUCGAUCGCGAUGGUCGCUCACCGCUACACUACGCCGUGUUCUCCCGGAAUGUCAGUGUGGUACGGGAGGUGCUCAAGUUCCCGGCUCUACCCGUGAACCAUGCGGACGCGCGCGGUAACACGGCUCUCCAUCUGGCGGCCGAGUUCCAGUACGUCGAGCUGUACAAUCUGCUGCAGAAGCGGAUCGACAAUGAGCUGCGCAACGAGCAGGGAAAGCGUGCCAUCGAGAUACUGUUGCGCAAGUAGUAAUGUUUAUUAUUGCUAGAGCUGUAAGUGAGCGUUCGAGUCGUGAACGUCGUGUCUGAGUUUGUAAAUGUGAACUACGUUGCCAUUUGUGCGCAGUUGUGUAUAGGAAAUGAUAAGUAUUAGCUAGUGGCAAUCACUUGUGGAACCGAGUGCUCGUUGCAAGUUCCGUCUGUGUACUCCCGUGCUGUCUGUCCCGUCUCUGUCGUUAAGAAAUCGCGUUUCCAAGGCGACACUCCCUACCACUGUUGCCACUAGCAACCGAACUUGCAACGACACUCUUUCCCCUCUCCAGAUCGAUUUACCUUCCCUCGGAUACGCGUCGAAGCUGAUUUGCUGGUGGUAGCGAACGGCCGUUUCGGUGUAUCGGAACGAAGGUAAUCAAGUGAAGACAUCCUAGUUUUCUCCUAGAAUAAUAGACAGGCACAGCGGAUGUGACAGGAUAGUAAAAAUGUUUAUCGUCUUACCCUCGCAAGUUUCUGUGGGAGGCAAUGUUUAUAAGGAGCUGAAUCCCUCCAGCUUCCAAGGCCCAAACAACAGUAUCUAAUAGUUAAAUGUGCAGCAAACUCCGUUUGUAUUAUUCAUCGUCAAUCAGAUCAUUGCGAAUCAACCAUUUAUGAAGGUGCAUUUUAAGUAAAAGUAUGCUAAUCAUACAAACACAUACGCAGAAUGAAAAGUGGAGGCGCACGCAAGCUAUGGUGGACAACCGGAAAACCGAAAACCAUCCCAAAUAUUGCAAUAACCACAAAACUCGCAAACCAUCCCCCUCAACAAUACACUCAACCGAACACAUCUCAACCAAUAAACCAGAAAAAACGAGUAAAACGGGAAACAUGCGUACGUGUAGAACAAGCGGACGGCCAGCGGCCACACCCGGAUUCUGUCAUCUGUCGUUGUCAUCGAACCAAAAUGCGCGCAAUAGUCUGUAAGACCCCCCGCAACUCAACCCAACAUAAUCAUAAGAAAUAGAAACUAAACGCAUCCCACCCUUCCGGACAUGGCAUGUGGUGGGGUUUCAAUGGCUUCGUUCAUACCCGCAAUAGAUAGUAAUUUUGAAGAUUGAGACGGUUAAGGCUCGCACGCACUGGCGCAAAUCACCAUCCGGUGUGUAAUGAGUCUGAUGAAAAUCGCCAAAAAUCGCACCAGCUCUACGCUCUGGCGGUGGUUUGCCUGUGUAGGUAAGAGGGUAUUUCAACCUGUUGUUAAACCUUAAUCAUUGCCGGAGUAAAGACACCUGUCUGAUGUCUUCGAAAACUAAAAAUUUGUCGAGAAGCGACGAACCCCUGCUUUUGCCACGUCACUGGAGGGUGGGUCAUGUAAGCAAUAGAACCGGUACCAGAUGCAAUAGAUUGAACCCAAGUCAGUUACAGCUCUUCAAUCUUGUUGUCUAAGUUCCACUUCAACCAGCUAAGUGAAAAACUAUUCAAUACAAACUACGAACCACAAUACUACAAUAAGCCACAGAUGGAAAUAGCAUACAGAUACGUAUAUUACGCAAACAGAAAUAGUAUAAUCAUAGUGCAACAUAAACGCACUCUCACCCCCUCCUCAAGCAAAUCUUUGACCGACAGAUGACAACCGGAAUGUACUGCAAGGCACAGGUGUGACGAUGAUCCGAUUGUUCUGACCGUGCGUCAUCUAACCGUCUUGUCAAACAGAGUAAUGCAAUCAAAGCAUAUAAUCCGCCCUCGCCCCCCUUGAAACAUAUUACCACAACAACCGCAAAGCAGAAAGCAGCACUAUCAAUAGAAUGGAUCCUACCACAACCGACCGUACAAAUGCCGCUGUCGUCGGUGUGUUGUGGACGUGCCCAAAUCGCGCCACAGCCGGAUCUGUCGAACUACCGACCCGGGUCCUGAAACGCUUUCUUGGAACGAAUCUCACUGAGGUCAAGGGCCGGUGCAAGAAAACGUUGUACGACCGCGCGGUGCCGUCCGGACCUGCUGUUCGCUGGUUCGCUCAACUUCACCCGCGAAAACAUCAGCAAACAUAUAGUUGCUAAGACAGAGGAGCAUAUCCACUAAAAUAAACAAUAGUAUACCGGUAAAUCUGAUCUCGGCACUCCCGAUCCGGUGCCGAGACGAAUCAGAAUUACAAGCAAACCAACCAACCAAUCAACCAACCAACCAUCAAACCAACAAACUAUAAACUACAACAGCACAAGCACUUUACAGUUAACAAAUCUACCACGGAUUGCGGCGUGCUUUCCUCCAGUCGACAGGAAAGUGUUUGUGAAUCACUGUUCAUCUUUUAGUUUUAGUGAAAAUCACCCGGAGAAGAGCAAAAUCGUGAAAUAUACUCAUUUUAAUUAAGUUUCUAGUCACGCCUGAGGAGUUUAGUUGUACUAAUCAAAACGCAAUCGGGUUCAUUUGUGUUUAGAAUAAAAGAGCGAAAAAUUGCUAUUUAAAAACGACUCAUUGAAAUUAAAUUUGCAGCUCAAAGAUUAUGUUUCUAGGGCUGGUACUACGUGGAAAUGAUGAAAAAAUAAAGGAUGAAAAUAUUACAUUAGACUCCAAAUUAUACGUACGCAUAAGGCAAAAUUUUAUAUCGAGCAAAAUGUUCGUCGAGUUCCAACCUAGUGACUGGUUUUGAAGGAGUAAUGCAAAAAGUAUCCUAUAUUUUGUACUAACAACCGUGAGAUGAAACAAGCAUCUCAAAAAUAAAAACUGGAUAAAUCGCACACAAUCAAAGAAAAAUCGCGUUUAAACCGAUUGCAGAUGCAACUGAGGAAGCUCAAAAGAUAGCAAAUGGAAAUAGAGAAAGGUAUUCGCCUUGGAAAAGGGCCUAAUGAAUGGCCAAAGUCAGUAAACUCAGUAAGAUAUGAAAGAAAGUGAGCACAAGGAAAUGUGAACAACUACUAUAACAAACAAGAAUUGCAAAACAGAGGCAACCAAAGGAGGAGAGAGAGAGGUGAAGGAGAGAGAGAGAGAGAGAGAGAG